CUGAAAAAAAAAAACGAUGAAAAGCUUCAUACUUAUACUUAUCGUAAUUUGUUGAUAAACAUAAAUUUGUCCAUAUCGACAGAAUCUUAUUACUUUUCCCUAAGGGAAAAAAUGCUUAUAAUCGAUGUGCCCAUUAAAUCUGAGUAUUUAGGUAUUCGAACAUUUGGCUUAUUCCCUAUGGUGUCCAGUGCGAUUCUCCGGCCAACAACAUCACCAGUCAGUGAUACAUUGCGUCUACCUAAUCGCAAUAAUUUAUGUUUAUCACCAAAUUCUCUUGCAUUAAAUAAAAAGCAGUCGCGUCCGACAUUCACUGGCCAUCAGAUAUUUAUGUUGGAAAAGAAAUUUGAGCAAACAAAAUAUUUGGCUGGAACAGAUCGAGCUCAAUUAGCACAAGAAUUAAACAUGAGUGAAAGUCAAGUUAAAGUUUGGUUUCAAAAUCGAAGAACUAAAUGGCGUAAAAAAGAAGCGGCUGAUAAUGCAGUAGUUAAGCGAUCAAAUGGUAUACCAUAUUUAGUAUAUAUGUGUAUAUAUAUAUAUAUACAAAUAUAA
Messenger RNA from Dracunculus medinensis (Guinea worm), 549 nucleotides. Lineage: Eukaryota; Metazoa; Nematoda; Chromadorea; Rhabditida; Dracunculidae. The record is from the annotation of a GenBank genome assembly.